This is a messenger RNA of Electrophorus electricus (electric eel), 2283 nucleotides long. It is a transcript of the gene steap3, whose product is annotated as STEAP family member 3, metalloreductase. NCBI's taxonomy places the organism in Eukaryota, Metazoa, Chordata, Actinopteri, Gymnotiformes, Gymnotidae. Gene Ontology annotation, cellular component: plasma membrane; endosome. The record is from RefSeq and is a predicted model, not a curated record. Gene Ontology annotation, biological process: copper ion import. Gene Ontology annotation, molecular function: cupric reductase (NADH) activity; ferric-chelate reductase (NADPH) activity.
UCCACGACACGGUGAACAGCAGCGCAGAAACAGUAGCUAUGUCAGAUGAGAUGAGUUCCCCUCUGCUCCUGGGUGCAGAAGUUCCUGAUGAUCCUCCAGCCAUGGCUCGUGGCCAACAAACCGUGGCCAUACUGGGUUCCGGCGACUUCUCGCGCUCUCUAGCCGUGCGGCUAGUGGCGUGUGGGGUCAGCGUGGUGGUGGGAAGCCGAUGUGUGAAGCGCAUAGCCCCAGGGCUCUUUCCUGAUGCAGUGGAGCUCAGCAGCCAGGAGGGGGCGGUAGUGAAGGCCCAGCGCCUGGUCGUCUUGGCACUGUUCCCGGAACACUACCCCUCUCUACUGGGCAUCAGGGCUGCUCUGGCUGGGAAGGUUCUCGUGGACGUGAGUAAUGCCAUGGAGUUGGGCAGUGGUGUGUCGUCCAAUGCGGAGCAGCUGGCUGAGCUGUUCCCUGAGAGCGUGGUGGUGAAGGGAUUUAAUGUGAUCUCUGCCUGGACACUGCAGACUGGUACACAGGAUGGUAGCAGGCAGGUGUUGCUAUGCAGCGACAGCGUGGAGGGCAAAAGUGAAGUGGCCCAGCUCGCCCGGCUCAUGGGCUUCCACCCGGUGGACUCAGGUGACCUGCGGCAGUCUCGCGUCCUCGAGACCAUGCCCCUCCGCCUCUUCCCAUCGUGGCGCGGACCCCUCCUUGCCACAUUUCUCCUCUUCCUCUUCUUCUACGCCUACGGCUUCCUCCGUGACCUUCUGCUGCCGUACCUAGCCCACGGACGCGACGGCUUCCACCGGCUUGCCCUGGCCCUGCCGAACGAGAGCCUGCCGAACGUGGCGCUAGUGGCCCUGGCGCUGGUCUACCUGCCGGGGCUGCUGGCAGCGUGGCUGCAGCUGUGGAGGGGCACCAAGUACCAGCGCUUCCCCCGCUGGCUGGAUGGCUGGUUGCUGCGGAGGAAGCAGUUGGGGCUGCUGGGUUUCCUGUGUGCUGCUCUGCACGCCGUCUACAGCCUGUGCCUUCCUCUGCGCACAGCCACACGCCACAGGCUCAUCAAUGCCGCUUACUCACAGGUAAAGGCAGGUGUGGAGGAGCCAUGGGAUGAGUCAGGUGUGUGGCGCUCUGACCUCUACCUAUCGUGUGGAGUGUUGGCUCUGGGCAUCCUCUCCCUGUUGGCCAUCACAUCUCUUCCCACUGUGGGCAAUGUCCUUACCUGGAGAGAGUUCACCUUUGUUCAGUCAGGACUGGGCUACACUGCCUUGACGUUGUCCGUCACGCACACGCUUGUGUUUGGUUGGGACUUUGCCUUCUCCCCCCAGGCGUAUGAAUUCUACAUGCCGCCCAGCUACGUCCUAGCCGUGGCUGCGCCAUGCGCCGUGCUGGUGUGCCGCUGCAUCCUGCUCCUGCCCUGUACGUCUACCAGGCUGGCGCGCAUACGCCGGGGCUGGGAGAGUGUGCGCAAAUGUCCUGUCUCACAGCGCCAGCAAAGAGCGGUUCACAGGACACUUCCACAGGUGUAAGAGGACAGUCAGGAACCGAGGAAGCAGAAAUGGCUUAUCAAGAAAUCAUUACAUAUGCAGGUUUAUAUGGCAUUCACCAACUGGCAAUGCUCCUCAUAUUUACAAGGAUGUGUCUGUCAUUGAAGGGCUACAGAGAUGUGUUGCUCUUUUUUAUCAUCUCCAUACUGAAAGCAAGCAACUGCUUUUCUCAAGUACUCAGUGGUUGGAAUAGGAACUGGCAGAUUCCAGCCCUGAUCAUCUGUAGUUCGCUUCAUAUUAUUGGCAGUAGUCAUAUACUAUUUUCUGUUAUGAUGUGUCCACCGAGGUGUUCUUGGUGCAUAGAAAUAUAAUAUAUGCAUGUAAUAUAAAUAUAACAAUGUGAUUUUUAUUGUAUUUCAUUGUUAUAUAAAUAUAACAAUGCUGUUAAACAAUUUUCUACACUUGUUAAAGGCAACAACUUAACCUUUUCAUGGGAAAUUCUUAAUUGUACUGUAGGGCUUGGGAAGGUGUCUAUACCCUUGGCCUUAACAGUCAGUUUCAAGCAAGAUAAAACCUCAUUAGAUGCUGGACUGUAAUGUGAGGUCCUGACCUGUAAGGUCAAUGGAGGUGUUUUGUUAUUUUAAUAUUCUGCCAGUGUGUUACUGGCAGAAUAUUCAUGAGUCCUUGUCCUCUCUAUGACUCCUGCUGCAAAAACCUGAUCUUCAUUACACUGUGUUACACACAUGACAUAAGCUGCUGCUUUCUGAACGAUGGUGCUUAGCUCACACACAAAAUGCCAAUACUCUGUAUGCCCAUUAUAUAUAUU